GCUUUCUUGUACGUCCGUCGUAGACUAUUGUUUAGUUGUUGUGUUUGCCGAGGAUAUUGGAGGGAAAGUUUGAUUUUUGAAGUUCAAAAUCACUUUCUUUCUCUCUCUCUCUCUCUCUGUGCCAAAUUAAUUCAUUUAUUCUGAUUUCUUCGGAUAACUAGCUGUGUUACUUCUCUCUUUCCUUAUUAUCUCUCUCCUAUGUUCUUAUAGAAAAUGAGAAAUUAGUUUAGAUUCAUGCCAUAAUCAGAGAGAUCUGAUCUGAAGACUUGAGAAACCGAGAAAACACUCUUCCUGAUAGCUCAUAGUUGUGAGAUUUGUGAUUCUGGUGCAUGCAAGAGCUGAGCUGGAACAAAUCAUCAAGGAAUUGCCAGUGGGAUGAGAUAUUAAUCGAAUUCUGGAAUGUCUUGUUCCGAGAGAAGGACGGUGGAUCCACUUUUGAGAGGUUUAGAUGAGAAGAAAGAGAGUUUCCGGCGAAACGUGGUGUCUUUGGCGGCUGAGCUUAAGCAAGUGAGGGGCCGUUUGGUUUCUCAAGAACAAUCCUUUCUUAAAGAAACCAUUACUAGAAAAGAAGCAGAGAAAAGAGGGAAGAACAUGGAAUUGGAGAUGUGUAAAUUGCAGAAGAGAUUGGAAGAAAGGAAUUGUCAGCUUGAAGCUUCUGCAGCUGCUGCUGAUAAGUUUAUCAAAGAGUUGGAGGAAUUUCGAUCAAAGCUUGAUGCAACCAAGCAAACGGCAGAGGCAAGUGCUGAUUCUGCUCAGUCUACACAGAUCCAAUGCACAAUGCUAAAGAAACAACUUGACGACAAAACACGUUCUCUCAGAGAACACAAAGACCGUGUGACUCAGCUUGGUCAUCAGCUCGAUGAUCUACAAAGAGAUUUAAGCCUGAGAGAGUGCUCUGAAAAGCAACUUAGAGAAGAAGUUAUGAGAAUCGAACGUGAGGUUAGAGAGACCAUUGCAAAGGCUGGGAUAGGUGGUAUGGACUGCAAGCUCCAAACAUUUCUAGAAAAUGUCUCGCCAACGAAAUUCGAGAUGAUGAAUAGGCUAGUUGAGGUAAAAGACGAAGAGAUAACAAAACUGAAAGAUGAGAUAAGGCUAAUGUCAGGUCACUGGAAACAUAAGACUCAGGAACUCGAAUCUCAGUUGGAGAAGCAGAGAAGAACUGAUCAAGAUCUGAAGAAGAAGGUACUGAAACUAGAGUUCUGUCUACAAGAAACACGAAGCCAGACAAGAAAGCUGCAGAGGAAAGGGGAAAGAAGGGACAUGGAGAUCAAAGAGAUAAAAGAUCUGAUUUCGGAGAAACAAGAGCUUAAUAAUGAGACUUGGGAUAAACAAAACUUCUGGGACAAUUCAGGGUUCAAGAUCGUUGUAUCAAUGUCUAUGUUGAUGUUAGUGCUAGUCUCCAAGAGAUGACUUUUUUUUUUUUUUUUUUGGCAUUGUAUAAAUUUAGUUGCAGUUUGUUGAUGAAAAUCUAACUCAAAUAUUAGUAACAACGGCUUCCUUUAGACAUAA
Molecule: messenger RNA, 1509 nt
Organism: Capsella rubella
Lineage: Eukaryota; Viridiplantae; Streptophyta; Magnoliopsida; Brassicales; Brassicaceae
Product: nuclear envelope-associated protein 1
Exons: 6
Coding region: 400-1410 (336 amino acids)
Source: RefSeq, a predicted model, not a curated record